Messenger RNA from Cornus florida, 205 nucleotides. RefSeq names its product small polypeptide DEVIL 16. Bases 1 to 174 code for a protein of 57 amino acids. Lineage: Eukaryota; Viridiplantae; Streptophyta; Magnoliopsida; Cornales; Cornaceae. The transcript has a single exon. Gene Ontology annotation, biological process: negative regulation of cell population proliferation. The record is from RefSeq and is a predicted model, not a curated record.
AUGAACGAAAGCAGCAGCAGCAGCAGCUUAAGCAAUAAUGAGCAGGCUCAGGACACGUGCCGAUCGUUCGGCGAGAAGUGCAGUCAUCUGGUGAAGAAGCAGAGGGCCAAAUUCUACAUUCUCCGGCGAUGCAUAGCGAUGCUUGUGUGCUGGCACGAACGUGGUGACCCUUGACCACACCUUUUGAUCUCAAUUAUAUGGUAGA